Messenger RNA from Lentinula edodes (shiitake mushroom), 1128 nucleotides. Its product is annotated as actin 1. NCBI's taxonomy places the organism in Eukaryota, Fungi, Basidiomycota, Agaricomycetes, Agaricales, Omphalotaceae. The record is from RefSeq and is a predicted model, not a curated record. The coding region runs from base 1 to 1128 and encodes 375 amino acids. The transcript is spliced from 9 exons.
AUGGAGGACGAAGUUGCCGCUCUAGUCAUCGACAAUGGUUCCGGCAUGUGCAAGGCUGGGUUUGCUGGUGAUGAUGCUCCUCGAGCCGUUUUCCCCUCUAUUGUCGGCCGUCCUCGUCAUCAGGGUGUCAUGGUUGGGAUGGGUCAGAAGGAUUCAUAUGUUGGUGACGAGGCGCAGUCUAAGCGCGGUAUCUUGACUCUCAAGUAUCCUAUUGAGCAUGGUAUUGUCACCAACUGGGACGACAUGGAGAAGAUUUGGCAUCACACAUUCUACAACGAACUUCGUGUCGCCCCUGAGGAGCAUCCUGUCCUUCUUACCGAGGCGCCUCUGAAUCCGAAAGCCAAUCGUGAAAAAAUGACCCAGAUCAUGUUUGAGACUUUCAAUGCCCCGGCUUUCUAUGUCGCUAUCCAAGCUGUUCUAUCUCUCUAUGCUUCUGGUCGUACCACCGGUAUCGUACUCGACUCGGGUGAUGGUGUUACCCAUACCGUUCCCAUCUACGAGGGUUUCGCUCUUCCUCAUGCUAUCCUUCGUCUUGAUCUCGCUGGUCGUGAUUUGACCGAUUUCUUGAUCAAAAACCUCAUGGAGCGUGGGUACCCUUUUACCACCACCGCUGAGCGUGAAAUUGUUCGUGACAUCAAGGAGAAACUGUGCUAUGUAGCCCUCGAUUUUGAACAGGAACUUCAAACUGCUGCUCAGUCCUCUGCCCUCGAAAAGAGCUACGAGCUUCCUGAUGGUCAGGUCAUCACCAUAGGCAACGAACGAUUCCGUGCUCCUGAGGCCCUCUUCCAGCCUGCCUUCCUUGGUUUAGAAGCUGCCGGAAUCCAUGAAACAACCUACAACUCUAUCUUCAAGUGUGAUCUCGACAUUCGUCGUGAUUUAUACGGCAACGUCGUUCUCUCUGGUGGUACCACUAUGUUCCCGGGUAUUGCCGACCGGAUGCAGAAGGAGCUUACGUCGUUGUCUCCUGCCUCUAUGAAGGUCAAGAUUGUUGCUCCUCCAGAGCGGAAAUACUCUGUUUGGAUUGGUGGUUCUAUUCUUGCUUCCCUCAGUACUUUCCAGAACCUAUGGUGCUCAAAGCAAGAGUACGAUGAGUCUGGUCCCGGUAUUGUUCACCGCAAGUGCUUCUAA